AUUACCCACGAAAUCAAACAAAAAAUGAAGGAUAAAUCUCCAAAGCUCCGAUACGCAAUGGUCUGCUCCUCGAAACAGAAUCGGAGCAUGGAAGCCCACUCCCUCCUCCAGCGCCAUGGCUUCGACGUCUCCUCCUACGGCACUCGGGCACAUGUUAAGCUCCCGGGUCCAUCGUACCGCGAGCCCAACAUCUACGAAUUCAGAACCCCUUAUCACAAGAUGUACGAUGACCUCCUCCGCAAGAACCCUGAAUUGUACAAGCGUAAUGGGAUCUUGCCGAUGUUGAAGAGGAAUAUGAGUGUGAAGCUAGCGCCUCAGCGCUGGCAGGAUAAUGCUGCUGAUGGCCCCUUUGAUGUUGUUCUCAGUUUCGAAGAUAGGGUUUUCGAUGCGAUCGUUGAUGAUUUUGUAUUCGCUUUCAUCUCUCGAGAUCAUGGUGGAAACGAGGGCUUCUUCUGAACGGUCUCUUCUUUCAACCUCCUCCUCUUCAUCAACUGUCUUCAAGCCCAAACACUCCAAAGAUAAACAGUUACAAAAAUUGAACAUGUUACAAAAAUUGAAGAAUCCAUGUCUCUGCCGGUGUCCGAUCCUCCGUCGAGGGGCGACGAAAGCGGCGACGAUACCGCAGUCGCCAAGGGAUCGACGAUGACCAAGAGAGGCGCCUACGCCGCCCUAUCCUACAUGACCUGCGCCGUACUUCUGGUUAUGUUCAACAGAGCAGCUCUGUCUUCAUACAGUUUCCCUUGUGCUAAUGUUAUUACUCUCUUACAGGUAUGCUAUUUUCUCUCUGUGAUGCCUGCUUUGUCUGAUAUAUGCUAUUAAUGUAUCUUAUUUUUGUUCAGUUAUUUCCAACUUUUGAAAUAAUUGUUUUUCUCAUGAGAUGUAGACUGCAAUAUUUAAGCACUUCUUGAUUCUUAUGUAACUUCUAUUUUAGAUGAAACCAUAAAAUAUAC
Messenger RNA from Asparagus officinalis (garden asparagus), 950 nucleotides. RefSeq names its product RNA polymerase II subunit A C-terminal domain phosphatase SSU72-like. Gene Ontology annotation, cellular component: mRNA cleavage and polyadenylation specificity factor complex; nucleus. Gene Ontology annotation, biological process: termination of RNA polymerase II transcription. NCBI's taxonomy places the organism in Eukaryota, Viridiplantae, Streptophyta, Magnoliopsida, Asparagales, Asparagaceae. Bases 25 to 456 code for a protein of 143 amino acids. The record is from RefSeq and is a predicted model, not a curated record. The transcript has 4 exons. Gene Ontology annotation, molecular function: RNA polymerase II CTD heptapeptide repeat phosphatase activity.